AUGCAUCAAAUUCCUCUAUCUCUUCUUUUACUUCUUCUCAUUUGCCCGCUUCAAACGGUUCUCGCCACCACUUGCUCGUUUCGAAAUGAGCUGGCUUCGCUGAGCUGGAAAGUGAGAGACAAUGAGCUCGAGAUCCAUUUCGAGCACAAUAACCUGACGGAAAGUAGAUGGACUUCGAUUGCAUUCGGAGACGGUCCCGGAAUGGUAAGCACUUGCCCAGAUUCAAAUGGAACUCUCGUUUCCUUUUGCAGAACAAUCUGGAAGCCAUCAUAUUCUCCCGCGGAGACAACGCCGAGGUCACCACUUCCACCGGAUUCACCCCCAAAAAGAAGCGAGUGGUGGUUGAUGACGUGGCAUACGUGACUGUGAAGAACGUGAGUGUGACUGGAAACCAGCUGAAAGUGACCGUAACCCGUCCACUGGGACCCGCUGGACCCAGAGACUUCUCGUUGAAUCAGUGCGUCAACUGGAUCAUCGUACCGGGAGGCAAUCUGAAAGACGGCAAGUUCCACAAACAUCACGGAAAGCUGUUUACGAUUAAGGUGAGGAGGUUGUAAAUUACUGUAGGCAUUGAAAAGAGCCGAACUGUCUUAGUAUCAAUAUCAGAAAACGUGCUCCCAGAGCAAAAGCGUUCAAUAAAACACGUAACUUGUGCUCUCUGCUCUUAUCAGCCGCUUCUCGUUUGCCGGAACCUGUUCCUCUUGCCGUGGUUUCCCUCGAGUUCAGUCAAUCUCCCAAAACAAACACAUGUUCUCUAGUUUGACAAGAAAAAAAGGAAAAGUAGACAUCUUAGUUAAGAAAAGGCUUCGAGAGAUGAAUUUCAGAGCGUGUGUGCGGCGAAAUGCACUUCGUUCACGAGAAGACUGCUCAGCAACAGAAUCGAAUGA
Messenger RNA from Caenorhabditis sp. 36 PRJEB53466, 887 nucleotides. The record is from the annotation of a GenBank genome assembly. Lineage: Eukaryota; Metazoa; Nematoda; Chromadorea; Rhabditida; Rhabditidae.